This is a messenger RNA of Teleopsis dalmanni, 2887 nucleotides long. Its product is annotated as U2 snRNP-associated SURP motif-containing protein. Gene Ontology annotation, molecular function: RNA binding. Bases 37 to 2844 code for a protein of 935 amino acids. The transcript has 14 exons. NCBI's taxonomy places the organism in Eukaryota, Metazoa, Arthropoda, Insecta, Diptera, Diopsidae. Gene Ontology annotation, biological process: RNA processing. Gene Ontology annotation, cellular component: nucleus. The record is from RefSeq and is a predicted model, not a curated record.
AAUAUUUAAUUUCCAAAAAACAAAAAACAAUUAACUAUGAAGAGGAUCAAUGAAAAGAAAUUGGAAGCAUUUACUGUUGGUACGAUGGGGAGUAUGUGGCAAAUGUCUAAAAAGGAAUUGGAAGAACAAAAGAAAAAAGAGGAUGAAGCAGCAGCAGCUCAUGCUUUCAAAGAAUUUGUCGAAACAUUUCAAGAUACACCGUCCCCAUUUACAAAGGUAUGGGUUAAAGCUGGAACUUAUGAUGCGGGAUCCCGACGCGAAGAUAGUAGAGAAAAGGGUAAACUUUACAAACCUAGUACAAAAGUAGAGGAGAAAAGCGCUGCAGAAAAAGCACAAGAAUAUGCAAAAAUGCUUGCAUCUGAUUUGCAAAAGGACUCGACGCCACUAAAAAAGAAACAUCAAGAAAAAAAGAAGAGUAAUUUGGAGCUAUUCAAAGAGGAAUUGCGACAAAUACAAGAAGAACGGGAGGAACGUCACAAAUAUAAACAUAUAGCCGGACAGCAAAUAGUACAACAACAAACAGUUGUGGAAGCUCAACCCGCCGAAACUCGUGAAUCUGGAUCUUUUGAUACCGGAGACCCAAAUACUACUAAUUUAUAUCUGGGCAACUUAAACCCUAAGAUUUCUGAGCAACAAUUAAUGGAAAUAUUUGGUCGUUAUGGACCUUUGGCUAGUAUAAAAAUUAUGUGGCCACGUUCAGAGGAGGAGAAACAACGUGGUCGCAACUGCGGCUUCGUAGCUUACAUGAGCCGUAAAGAUGCUGAACGUGCUUUGAAAACACUAAAUGGUCGUUACAUAAUGGGUCACGAAAUGAGAUUAGGUUGGGGCAAAUCCGUUCCGAUUAUGAAUCAACCAAUUUUUAUUCCACCACCGCUUUUGGAACUUACUAUGCCACCACCACCAUCAGGACUGCCAUUUAAUGCACAGCCACCUCCUAGUGAAAAACAAAAUGUUCCUAAAGUAAAUUAUAAACAAUUUACGACUGAUGAAGAAAAAGAGGCAAUGGAAAAGGUACUUCCAAAAUGCAUCGUUAAAGUUUUUAUACCCACUGAAAAAUCCGUUCUAAAUAUUAUUCAUCGCAUGAUAGAAUUUGUAAUCCGUGAAGGACCUAUGUUUGAGGCUUUAAUUAUGUAUCGAGAAAUUGAAAAUCCGUUGUUUUCAUUUCUUUUUGAUAAUGAAAGUCCAGCACAUAUAUAUUAUCGUUGGAAAUUGUUUUCACUAUUGCAAGGAGAUAGUCCAAGUGAAUGGAAUGAAAAGGAGUUCCGCAUGUUUAAAGAUGGCCCAGUUUGGAAACCACCCAUUGCUAACUUUUAUACCCAGGGUAUGGCAGAUGAUUUAGUUGUUGAUCCCGAUGCACCGGAAAUUCUUAAAGGAGCUCUUUCAAAUGCCCAACGUGAUAGGUUAGAAGAUAUUAUACAUUAUUUGUCACCUGAACGUUCACGCAUUGGAGAUGCUAUGAUAUUUUGUAUUGAACAUGCAGAUGCAGCGGACGAGAUAUGUGAAUGUAUAGCUGAAUCUCUAGCCAAUCCAAAUACUCUUGCAACAAGAAAAAUUGCUCGUUUAUAUUUAAUAUCGGAUAUUUUGCAUAAUUGCACUGUUAAAGUAUCAAAUGCAUCGUUUUUCAGAAAGUCUUUUGAGAAACAUUUACUGGAUGUAUUUGAAUAUUUAGCUACAUUUUUCGGCUCAAUGGAAAGUCGCCUUAAGAGUGAAGGUUUUAAAUCUAGAGUUCUUCAAGUGUUGCGGGCUUGGGAAGAAUGGCUAAUAUAUCCUAAAGAAUUCAUAUUAAAAUUAAAGAGUACAUUUUUGGGCAUUACUAUAGUGGCUUCGCCUGUACGAACUGAAGAACAAAAAGAAGAAAUCAUUGAAGAUAUUGAUGGUGCUCCUUUAUCAGGUGAUGAAAAGGAUGAUGAAGAUUUGGAUGGUGUGCCAUUAGAUGGUGCUGCAUUGCUUAAAGGUGCACUUUUGCGCGGCUUACCCGAUGCAUUGCCAAUGAAAGAGGAAGCCUUUCAAAGACAGAGCUUAGAACACGAUGACUAUGAUGAUAUUGAUGGAAUGCCAAUGGAUGAUGAUAUAGAUGGUGUGCCUUUAGAAAAACUGAAACCCGAACAAAUGUUCAAUGCUUCCAAAACACAUUUGAAAGGCGGUACAUUUAUUCCAUCUAAGUGGGAAACUGUAGAUCCGGAGCAAGUCGAAGCACAAGCAAUUACAACAAGUAAAUGGGAUACAUUAGAUCCUCCGCCAGCACCUAAAAUAUAUGGGCGUCAUGUAAGCAGUAAUAGUGAUUCAGACUCAGAAAAUGAAAAGGAGGAUAAACGACAAAAGUUACGUGAAAUCGAGUUGAAAACUAUACAAUACCAAGAUGAUCUCGAAUCUGGAGAAAGAGAUUUAAAACCUGGUUGGACUGUAAUGGAGCAAGUGCAACACUAUCGGAAAAAAUUACUAAAAAAGGAUACGCGUGUGGAAAUGAUUGAUUCACCAUUAAGUUGCUUAUAUACUAAAGAAUUGCAGAGAAACGAUAGUCCUGACAGCAGAAGACAGAAUAAAAAACGUUCAGUUUCGCCAAAUCAAUAUAAUAGUAGCAGUUCGAGAUCAAGUCCUACACGAAGUUACCGUAGCAGUAAAUCUAGCAAACGUCAUCGAUCACGGAGUUCUUCAGAGUCACCACCAAGGCAUCAAAUUGAACGCAAAUCCAGUUCAUCCAAAUCACGUUACGAUAGUCCCGCAUCCACAUCUAAUUCACGCAGAUCACCUUCACCUAACUACCUCAGAGAGAAUUACAGUGGUACACGUGCAGCAUCUCCACGGUAUCGUGUUGAAAAAUAUAAAAGCAAGCACAAGCAUUAAUUAUUUCUUAUACGAUUCAAUAUUUAUUAAUAAUUCUAAAUAA